Anoplopoma fimbria (sablefish) is the source of this 2334-nucleotide messenger RNA. Its product is annotated as B-cadherin-like. The transcript is spliced from 14 exons. The coding region runs from base 1 to 2334 and encodes 777 amino acids. Gene Ontology annotation, cellular component: plasma membrane; cytoplasm; catenin complex. Gene Ontology annotation, molecular function: calcium ion binding; cadherin binding. The record is from RefSeq and is a predicted model, not a curated record. Gene Ontology annotation, biological process: multicellular organism development; homophilic cell-cell adhesion; cell morphogenesis. NCBI's taxonomy places the organism in Eukaryota, Metazoa, Chordata, Actinopteri, Perciformes, Anoplopomatidae.
AUGACGGAGAACAGAAGGACUUGGAAGGUGCUCUCUUUGUUGUGGAACCGUGACUUGGACCUCGAGCAGCUCCCCACCGCUGAGUUUGCGCACCUGUCUGGCAGUUUGAAACGGAUGAAGAGGGAAUGGGUUGUUCCAGCAAUCAGCUUUCCAGAAAAUGACAGGGGUCCAUAUCCUAAAUUGAUGGUGAAGAUAAAGUCAAACAAUGACAAAAAGGUGUCGAUAACCUACAGCAUCACUGGACCCGGUGCUGAUCAGCCCCCCGAGGGUGUUUUCACUGUAGAUCGGCGAUCUGGAGUGCUGUUUGUGACCCAGCCACUGGACAGGGAGGCUACAGCCAAAUACAGCCUGUGGGCCCAUGCACUGCACGAGGGCAUGAAGGCUGAGGAGCCCAUGGAGCUCGUUAUCAAUGUCAUUGACCAGAAUGACAACACUCCAAAAUUUACUCAGAACCGUUUCUAUGGCCAAGUGAGCGAAAGUGCCGACAUGGGUGACUCCAUCAUAAAGGUAACAGCCGUGGAUAAAGAUGACCCAAACACAAACAACGCUGUAAUAAGGUAUAGGAUAAAGGCCCAGACGCCCACAGAGGACAUGUUUGCCAUAAACCCAGUGAGUGGAACGAUCAGUGUGAAGGCAGGCGGACUGGACAGAGAGACUCACCCAGAGUACAAGCUGACCAUUGAAGCUGCUGAUAUGGAGGGGGAGGGGCUAUCAACCACCUGUGCUGUCAUAAUCAGCGUCACUGACAGCAACGAUAAUGCUCCACAAUUCACUGUCACAUCUAUAUCCGCAUCAGUCCAAGAGAAUGAAGUUGGAGUGGAGGUAAUAAGACUAAAAGUCACUGAUGAGGAUGAGUUAGGAUCUCCAAAUGCCAACACCAGAUAUUCAAUAAUCAAAGGCAACGAGGGAGGACACUUCAACAUCUCCACGGGCUCCAGUAAAAUGGAGGGAAUCCUCAAAACAGCCAAGGGGCUGGAUUUUGAGAGCGUUCCUGUCUUCACCAUGCUGGUGGUGGUGACGAACGAGGUGUCGUUUUCUGGAUGGGUGUCAACCUCGACAGCCACGGUCACCGUAACAGUCACGGACAAGAACGAGCCUCCUGUCUUCAGUCCGGCAGAGAUCCAUGAAAGCAUCUCAGAAGAUGCGGAAACAGAGAGCUCUGUGGUCGACCUCAGAGCCAGGGAUCCAGACACAGCCAGGAAACAGAGCGUUAGAUAUAAACUACAUAAUGACACUGCCAGUUGGUUACGUAUUGAUAAAGACUCAGGAUCAGUCAAAGUUAAAAACAACAUGGACAGAGAAUCAUACUAUGUCAAAGACAGCAAAUACACAGUCCUAGUUUUGGCUUACGACAAUGAUACCAUCCCGGCUACAGGGACGGGUACUCUGGUUGUGACUUUAAUAGAUGUGAAUGACAAUCGUCCUGUGAUUAAGCAGAGGAGAGCCAGUCUAUGCAAUAGUGAUCCUAUUCCUGCCCUGCUGGAUAUAGUGGACUUAGACGGACCUGGUCAUGCAGGACCGUUUACUGUGGAGCUUCAAGGAGAGCACAGGAUGAACUGGACUAUUAGUACCAAUUCCACAAAUGAUGUGGCAGCACUGGCUCCGAGACGGGAGUUGUCACCUGGGGAGUAUUAUGUUCUGAUGCGAAUCUAUGAUGUCGGCAUGUUGUACCAAGACAGCACACUGGACGUAGAGGUGUGCCAAUGUCAAGGGGCUGUCUCUACCUGCUUCAUCCCACAUACUGCACUUCGUCUGCACGGUUCUUCCCUGGCAACCUCAGUUCUGGGAGCAAUUUUUGGUCUUCUCUUACUGCUCUUACUGCUGUUGCUGUUGCUGAGAAGAAAGAGGAGAUCAGAGAAGGAUGUCCUUCUUCUCGAAGACGAACCCAGAGACAACAUCUUCUACUACAACGAAGAGGGAGGAGGUGAAGAGGACCGGGAGUAUGACCUGAGCCAGCUCCACAGAGGGCUUGAUAAUCGUCCUGAAGUCUUCUGCACUGAUGUGUUUCCUACUGCCCAGAGCCGCCCAUGCUACCGCCUACAACUCCAAGCCAAUGAAGAGAUUGUCAAAUUCAUUGAGGAUAACCUGCAUGCUGCAGACAGUGACCCCACCGCUCCUCCUUAUGACUCUCUUUUGGUGUUUGACUAUGAGGGUGCUGGUUCAGAAGCAAGUUCGCUCAGUUCAAUCAACUCCUCAGACUCAGAUGAGGAGAAGGACUUUCAGAGCCUGGCCCUCUGGGGACCCCGUUUCAGCAGGUUGGCUGACCUGUACACGGGCGGGAUAGACGAGGACAACGACACUGAAACCCUGCCAGGAAAAACAGAAUGGGUCUGA